Drosophila melanogaster (fruit fly) is the source of this 423-nucleotide messenger RNA. RefSeq lists its product as uncharacterized. Lineage: Eukaryota; Metazoa; Arthropoda; Insecta; Diptera; Drosophilidae. Bases 84 to 302 code for a protein of 72 amino acids. The record is from RefSeq and is marked reviewed. The transcript has 2 exons.
UUUCUAAAAAUCCAAUUAAGCGUAUUCAGUUUAUGGUUGGAAGCAGACACAAUCACUUGCUGAAAUCUAAAGAAACCAACCACAUGGAGCCGUUCCCAAAAUUCGUUAUAAUAUUUCUAGCUGCCUUUAUCAAUGUGGCAUAUGGCAUGCAUAAUCCAAUGAUGCGUGAUAAUUGUAAUUUGGGAGAGCAUCUAACUUGUAGGCUUAAGUUUAUUCACUGUUGGCUGUACGCGUGCGUUUGUCUUCCGAAUCACUCUUACUUGGGACUUGGAAAUGGAUGCCUUCACAUCAGAUACGCUUAAAUAUAAGUUAUGAAAUCUAUAUUCGUUUCUUCAUUCAUCUUGAAUCAUGUGGAUAUGAUUUUCCUAUUUUAUUGUCAAAAGGAAAAUGGUCUUGCCACAACACAUAUGCAUGAACAUCCUC